This is a messenger RNA of Kalmanozyma brasiliensis GHG001, 624 nucleotides long. RefSeq lists its product as uncharacterized. Bases 1 to 624 code for a protein of 207 amino acids. Lineage: Eukaryota; Fungi; Basidiomycota; Ustilaginomycetes; Ustilaginales. The record is from RefSeq and is a predicted model, not a curated record. The transcript has a single exon.
AUGGAAUUUUUGACGGGCUCGCUUCCAGAAAAGGGUCCCUUUGGCUCCUUUUGCCUCUCUCAUUCCUCUUUCGGUCGUCACAACCACCUAUACCAGCUCAGUCCGGAGCAGCCUGCGAUCUGCGGACUGGUCGCACCGCUCGACAUCGAAUGUAGCCGUGUCAUGGCAGAUGGCGGCUCGCAAGAUGGUCGACCUCGAGCGCUCACCAUUGCACCUUCCACCCAAGCGACCGCAUCGUUCCUGACCACCCUCGACAGGAUCCGCACGACGCUCGCACGCACGUCGCACGACGAGAAGCUUCUUCGAGACGAUGCCUGGCCGGCGAUCUUGAAGCGCGUCCAUGCAGCUCUGGAUACGGGCAAGCCGAUCACGGGAGCAGGACCGAACAGAGGCCUGCCGAUGGAGAUCGUAUCGCAGACGCUCAAGGCGAGCUGGCAUGUCGAUGGCACCUGGCCAAUUGGGCCCAAUGCGAUGCAGCUGUUGGAGGAGCACAGCGUCGAGAAGGCGAGGGCGGAGAAGGGACCUGAGGCGAAACAGGAUCCUACUUCGGAAGACGUCGCGCAAGCAUACCGGAGAAGAGGGGUCGUGGUGGACGAGGCCAAGGUCGUGGUGGACGACUGGUGA